AUGUGUAUAAAGUAUAUCGUCUUGUUAACUAUUUUAACUGCGAAAGUUUCUUACGGUAUAUAUCCGUACUUUGAUACUCAAGACUUCAUAUACAAUGUUCCUAAAGUAUACAGAAUAUCUAUCACGCUGGACAAAUUGUUAGAGUACUAUGAAAAGAAGCCUUCGAAAGAUCCUGAAUGGUACAUCGCUCUGGGAAUGGCUAGAGGUCAACUGGAGUACACGAUAAAUGAGCUAGAUAAGUCAGUGCCAGGCAAGCUUAAAGAGAACUUGCAGAACCUCACCCGGCGAAUGGACCGCAUCAAAAAUAAUACUGAUUUCUCCAGCUUUGUAUAUCGGAGCAAAGAUUAUGAAUACGUGGCAAAAGCAAUAUUCGAGAAUAUGGAUGUGUUAUCGAGUUUAAUGGAGCCAAUUUCGAUCGGUACUAUGGGCACACAGAAGCCUUAUCGGUUCUCGUUCGAACAAUAUGUGCAAGAAGCUAAGACGAAAAUGCCGACCAGGAAGGCAGCAGAUGCAUGUACAAUGCAGCUAUUGAUAUCAGCUAUGGAAUCGCAGACAACCCAGACUGAUGGGACAUGCGAGCUAACUCCAGAAUGCUCUGCCCAAAUACUCAAGGGUUCUGGACUAGCUUUCCAGCAGACCAGUCGUAUUAGAGCUGCAGCUUUAGCGUAUCUCUUCGAUUGCUUGGAGGGCGUCGACAUUGCAGCUCAUAUCUAUAAACUUUGCAUUCAAGUCUACAAAGAAACCAAGUCUUUAGAAGCCUGGGAUCUUCCACCUGGAACAAGGACGUUGUUUAUGCAACAAAUGCUCUAUUGCUCUACACAAGGGUACGGAGAAUUUAUAAAACCUCGCUGGAUGAACCGGAUCUUAGCCUGGCAGGAACCGAAAGGUUGCUACUCAGAUGAUCGCCAACCGUUCAUGAAGCUCACUGGAUUUGUGGGACUUACGUCGGUACCAUCACAGAAAGAAAGAGAAGAAGAAUACAGAGUGAAGAAAGCAGCUUCUUCAGAAGGUGGGGCCUGCAACUCUCUGACAUCGGCGAUGGCUCUCGGUUCCCUAGUCAUCUACAUCAGAGCUUUGUUGGAAACAGACCAAGCUUUCCAAUACGAUGUACUGACUUGA
Molecule: messenger RNA, 1119 nt
Organism: Spodoptera littoralis (African cotton leafworm)
Lineage: Eukaryota; Metazoa; Arthropoda; Insecta; Lepidoptera; Noctuidae
Source: the annotation of a GenBank genome assembly